AUGAUCGAGAUAACCACCAUCGGAGUGGUGGGUGGCGGCCAAAUGGGCUCCGGAAUAGCCCAAGUCGCCGCCGUGCACGGCUUAGACGUUUGGCUUCACGACACCGACGCCGAUGCUCUCACCAGAGCCCAAAAUCAAUAUCCACUAAUAUUCAGCGGCUCGUCUCCAAACGUCAACUCUCUCAGGUCCA
This is a messenger RNA of Ilex paraguariensis (yerba mate), 190 nucleotides long. NCBI's taxonomy places the organism in Eukaryota, Viridiplantae, Streptophyta, Magnoliopsida, Aquifoliales, Aquifoliaceae. The record is from the annotation of a GenBank genome assembly.